Messenger RNA from Talaromyces atroroseus, 1998 nucleotides. RefSeq lists its product as hypothetical. The transcript has 15 exons. The record is from RefSeq and is a predicted model, not a curated record. Gene Ontology annotation, biological process: mycotoxin biosynthetic process. The coding region runs from base 1 to 1998 and encodes 665 amino acids. Lineage: Eukaryota; Fungi; Ascomycota; Eurotiomycetes; Eurotiales; Trichocomaceae.
AUGUACCAGAUAGUUAUAUUUGCCUCGGUUCAUGCCAUGGGCGUCGAAGCUGAACCGCUCCUCGACGACCACGAGCACACGGUGGACUUGGAAGAUGCUCGUAUCUCUCGAAAAAACUCUCGUUGGUGGUCGUGGUUGAAAUCAAUGUUGGCACACGCUCUGACAGUGCUGUUGGUCGUCAUUGCAAUCAACUUCAUCCCCCAUGUGCGUACCGUGCUGCUCUUCCGGGAAGCCCCACGGCCGAAGCUGUAUUCCCCCCUCACUCCUGCCAUCGUGUAUACCAUCGAUAUGCCGCCGUGGGACUACUGGAGCAACGACUUGUUUUUUGGCCCGCCCAGCGAUGAAUCGGAACGUGCUUGGAAUCGUUUGAUACAUCCACACGGCCUGCAAGUAUUUCCUGAAGAGGCCAAACACUUGAAUGCGUCGCGCACCGUGGUGAUGAAGAAUGGUAACAGUCUGUUUAUGCUGGGCGUGUAUCAUAACCUUCAUUGUCUGCGACGUAUCCGUCAGACACUCCAGGCAGAUCAUUACUAUCCCAACAUGACGGCAGAGCAGAAGGAGAAUGAUCUGGAACAUAGCUCGCACUGCCUCGAAGCGCUGCGUACCUCGAUGAUGUGUCAUCCUGACCUAACCACUAACCGGUUCUACUGGUCGAACCGGCCGUGGCAUGACCUCAGUGUGCGCCCGGAUGUGAAGCGGGAGUGCGUGAAUUGGGAUAGACUGGAGACUUUCAUGCGGGAGCGCAGACUAGGGAAAGAAGUUGAAAAUCGAGGGACCACCACUGCCUUUACGGCCACGUUAGCAGCUUGCCAUAAAAGAUUCCUCUACUGCUGGUCUUACCAGGCCAUGCCGGCCAUCCAGGACAUCCGCAUUCACGCACCCGUCGUGGUUGCGGAGGCCGCAUGUUUGAUCGUCUUCUGCUCGCUGAUGGUGGGACUGCGAUUCUUUGCGCGGCGCAUCAAGCGCUCACGCCUGGAGCUUGAUGACUGGGCGGUUGCUAUGGCCUUGCUCUUUGUUAUUGGCAUGGCCAUUACUAUCCUCAUCGAAACCGGCAUGAAGGGAUUUGGUUAUCCAGCGUCCGUGGGAGAUGCAGGGCCAAAUCAUCCAAAUGCCAACGUGGCCGGCUGGCCCACUGAACUGCUACAAGUCCCCGCCCUUGGCUGUAUCAAACUCAGCUUUCUCUUCUUUUACCGCCGUGUCUUCACCAAGUAUGUUGCCCGUGAGUUCGGCUGGAUUACCAUGUCCAUGAUCAUUGCGGUGACAGCCUGGACGAUCUGCUUCUUCUUCCUGCUUCUGUUCCUCUGUAGCACCGAUUUUGCCGCCUACUGGACCAGCAGCGAGAGUGAGGAUAAAUACUGUCUGCCCACGGGCAAAGUACAUAUGGCCUAUGCCAUAUCGGAUGUGGUCAUGGAUAUCUUGAUUAUUUUGCUGCCUCUCAGCGAGAUCUGGAAACUCCGUCUCACUAUCCAUCGCAAGGUCGGUGUUAUGUGUGUGUUUGGUCUUGGUGCUAUAACCAUCGCCAUGUCAAUCGUUCGCAUGGCCAUCUAUCAACGAGCGCUGUCUGUACAAUUUGACCCAGACUCUGACGAGGAGUAUCUCACUACCCUCACCACCUACUUCUCCAUGCUCGAAGCCGGGCUAGGUGUCAUCGCUGCCUGUCUCCCCGUGCAGUACGGCCUCCUCAAGUCUGAAAAUAUGCGGAAUGUCAUCCGCAGCAUCCACAGCCUCACAUCGCUUGGCUCGCGCGGCGGCACCAGCAACAGCAACAGUAAUAGCAAUAACAAUAGCAAUAACAACAGCGGCAAUGACAGUCGGAACAUGUCCGCUGCUCAAUCGCAGCGUUUCUCCGACAUAAAUGGCUCGCAGAUCUCUGAUAUUGGCGCACCGCUACCGGCUAAUGCUGCUGCCACAGCUAGUUCUCAUGCCAUGAUGGACCAUUUCGACGACCAGGGUAUUAUGGUGUCCAAGUCCUCCGGCACAGAGGCGCAGGCAGUGUAA